CGUGUCGUGCAGCUCUCCGAGGCUCGGCUCAGAAACUCUCCGACGCAUCAGUGCUGAACACCUGCUCCGCGCAGCCUCCGGGUCUCCGACGGUUUUGGGGGAGAAAUAAUGAAGCUGGAAGUUUUCUCAGCGCACCACUUCGCGCACAAGCCGGUGGAGUUGUGCAUGGAGCCAGACGGGGGAGUCCCCUCCCCUCUGUCCGGGGACGAGCUGGGGUCUGACGGGGACUUCGUGGCCAACAGCCCGGCACCUGUCAGCCAAAGCGGGGAGGGCGGCAAGGGCAAGCCGUACACCCGCAGACCCAAGCCCCCCUACUCCUACAUCGCUCUCAUCGCCAUGGCCAUCCGGGAGUCCAGCAGCGGCCGCCUGACUCUGGCGGAGAUCAACGACUACCUGAUGAAGAAGUUCCCGUUUUUCCGGGGCAGCUACACCGGCUGGAGGAACUCCGUGCGCCACAACCUGUCACUCAACGACUGCUUCCUGAAAGUGCUGCGGGAUCCGUCCAGACCGUGGGGGAAGGACAACUACUGGAUACUGAACCCGCACAGCGAGUACACCUUCGCUGAUGGGGUGUUCCGCCGCAGGAGGAAGCGCAUCGCCAAGCGCGCCCCAAAGGAGCAGGAGAGCCCGUACAUCCUGAGCGAGGACACCCGCCUCCCUGCUGCGGAGGAGAGGGUGGGGGCCAAGUUCUCCAGCUCAUUCGCCAUCGACAGCAUCCUCAGCACGCCCUUCAGACGGAGGGAAGACGGCCACCCUGACCCGGAGAACCCCAACCCGCGGGUGUACUGGUCCCCAGGGGCCCACAUGCUACCUUACACCCUGAACUAUCCGGUCCCGAACACGUUCGUGUCCGCGGCGGGCUACGGCAGCACAGAACCGGGCCGGGACCCUAACCUGCAGCGGGGCAUGGCCCCACCUGAGCCCGCCUUCAAGGUGCCCAGCAAGCGGCGCGGUUUCCUCAUAGACUCCCUGCUGUCAUGAAGCUCGUGGCCUGCUGUCACACCUGCGUGCACUUUUUGUGGGCGCGCGCAGCUUCGACGGCUGAAGCGUGCUGGACUCAGUUUGUGACCAAACUACUGUAAAGUGGAAAAACAAACAUGGCGUGUUGUCAAAACAGCUCCGGCUGCGUGGUGACGAACCAAAACAUUCGAGUCAGCGCAGGACAUUCCUCCGUGUGCGUGCGUGCGCGCGUGUGUGUGUGUGUAUUCAUGGUUCAUUGGUCAUUUCUCUUGUUUGAUGGUAACCAUGUUAAAGUCUUUAUUUAUAUUUGUAUGUUUUGUAUGAACUGCUGUGUGUUAAUUAUAAACUAUUGACCAGCUGCGUUAGAAUCACGCACGAACGCGUUUUCCAGAGACUGAUUGGUUGACAGGUGGAUUGAUGCACGCUUGGUAUUUUUUUUAAUAAAAACCUGAAAAAACU
This is a messenger RNA of Nothobranchius furzeri (turquoise killifish), 1419 nucleotides long. It is a transcript of the gene foxq1b, whose product is annotated as forkhead box Q1b. Gene Ontology annotation, molecular function: RNA polymerase II cis-regulatory region sequence-specific DNA binding; DNA-binding transcription factor activity, RNA polymerase II-specific. Lineage: Eukaryota; Metazoa; Chordata; Actinopteri; Cyprinodontiformes; Nothobranchiidae. Gene Ontology annotation, biological process: regulation of transcription by RNA polymerase II; anatomical structure morphogenesis; cell differentiation. The record is from RefSeq and is a predicted model, not a curated record.